Phytophthora nicotianae INRA-310 is the source of this 1753-nucleotide messenger RNA. RefSeq lists its product as hypothetical. The transcript has a single exon. Bases 88 to 1185 code for a protein of 365 amino acids. Lineage: Eukaryota; Oomycota; Peronosporomycetes; Peronosporales; Peronosporaceae. The record is from RefSeq and is a predicted model, not a curated record.
AGGACCUGCCUGCGGGCCAAUAUUGUUUGUUCAUGGAGCCGUUCUGGCGGACUAAACGGCGGCCGACUUGUAUCAAAAACGCGCGAGAUGUGGUAUCUGCGACAGCGUGAGGAAGGAUCAUACCCUGACCAAGGCGAACGCGAGUCAUUGUCGGAUUACUUUGCAACAAUGACCAACUCCCUGAUACGCCAAUUCCCCGAAACACGCCAAAAUGACGAUAAACCUGACUCAACCGAGCUAUCCGAGCCGGAUCAGCGAGCAACAAUUAACGCUCGCUAUCGGCGGCAGCAACGUUACCUGGAGAAGAAGCGGCAAUAUGUUGAUCAUCUUGAGGCUUCUGUCAAGCGGCUCCGGUUGGAUGUGGAUCAGGAAAUAGUUAAUCUCCAGAGAGCCCGAUUCUAUGACGACCUAUUGAUUGGUACGCCAACUCAACGGAGCACAAUGAAGGCGUUGGAUGGUAUUUCGUGUAUGCACAAAACCAUGAAGACAUUCGAGUCAGGCGAACACGACGAACAGAGGAGAUUUCUCGAAUCAGCAAUGCGCAGCGACGUCCUGUUCGGGGACUUUAUUGGACGUGAUCGUAUACUCGAGCAGUGGUCGAAUUUCGCACUUGUUUUUAACGAUGCCCCACCCAUGUUGGAGCACAACGAAUUCAGAGUGAUCUUCUUGGAUCAUGACGUGACAGUCGGGUGCGUGAGCGCACUGCUAGUCAUUCGAUUGACAUGUCGGAGCUUGGCCAUGGUUUUCCCUUAUACCCUCACCAACACGAGUUUACGAGACAGACUACUGCAAAGUCCUACGCUAUGGCUGCCGAUGCAUGUCUUAUUUCAGUUUGACGAGCAUGGUAAAGUCUGCCGCUAUGACCCCACUAUCGACUUCGUGGUUGGACUCUAUGCAGUGAUUCGAAACUACCGAGACGUGGCGAACAUCUUGGAAUCGGCCAAUAUCGACUCCUUUGGUCAAGUUCGUGGAGGUCUACCGGCAACUGCAUCGAGUCAAACUGGAACCAACUGUUGCUGCUACCGCCAUAGUUGCUUCGACCGCCGUAGCUGUGACCGAACCGAGACGGAGCUGAGUUGCCCUCGCUCCACCACCACACACGUCGACAAGCUCUCGGUGGCUUUUCUUCUUGCUAGUGACGAAGACACGCGACGUGCUGACACUGGUGGACAAACAACAUCCUGAGGUUCACUUGGAGCUGUGUGUAUUGCAUCGGUAGCAAUCGAGCACAAGCAGUUCGGGUGGCUGUUGAAGACGAAGGAAUUUCGGACUCGUUGAAGACGCCAUUAAAAGUCCAGAGCCAAUCUUGAACAUGCUGCGUGGUCACUGCCAAUUACCAGUGGCAACUGCGUCACGCUUUUAUUAUUCUAUCUUUUCGACGCCUAAUACCUCCUUCAGGAUAUCGUACGCCGUUAAGCUGAUGCCGGUAGAUACAGGGCUCUGCACAGAUAUACAAAAGUUAGCAGAACCGUCCCAGGAGGGCCACACAUCAAUAGAAGGAGUUAAUACAUACCCGCAUCCAGUUUACUGACACGCCCUUGAAAAGACCCCGCCAGCCUUCUCGUGCCAAAAUAAUUCGUGCAGUGGCAAUGACACCCGUGUACUGAAUUUUCCCUUUGGAUCCUGAUACGUAGCCGUCAGUCUGGAUUCGUCUUCUAAUAGUAUCCAUGGGGUAUGUGCCUAACAACAAAACCAACAAGAACCCUGAGUUGCUUGCCGGUGUCCAAUUCAAGCACGACACACGUACUCGUUU